CUUGGAAUGAAAAACACGUCUUUUUCUUCAGAUAGAAGUAAUUAGUAAUUAGUACUAGUAAUACAUAUAUAUAUAUACAGUAAACACAUCAUAAUCCCCUAGAUCUCUGAUCGAAUUCUUAAGCUUCAUCGCAGCAGUUCUCAAUUCAUCAUCGUUAAGCACAGUUGUUUUUCAGGUUUGUACAAUCAUGGAACUCGCAAUUUACGCAUCUUCAAUCGUGGAUUUCGAUCUCUGGUUUUCGUUUUGGAUUUCGCGUUGGGUUUCCUUUUUUAGGGUUAGGGUUUCAAUUUUUUGGUUGAUAUCAAUUUUUCUAUCAUCAUAUUUUCGGGUUCUUUCGCUUAAUUUUAACAAGGGGGUUGUUUCGAUUUAGGGUUUUGAUGUGGUUGAAUUUAUUUGUGACUUUUUCGUAUUUGGAUCCUGAGUUACACUUAUUAUCUCGGUGGAUGGAUUGAGGAUAUAUUGAUUUGUUCAACUGAUACUGCACAUGAGGGAGAAUUUUAUUAUGUCAAUUUCUCUUCGCUUCAUUGAUAUGUUAAGUUGACUGAACCAUGGGACCGUGGCUAUCACUGUUACGUGUUUAUGAUCUUCAAGACAAUGGAAAGAGCAGAAGUUUACACACCUUCAAUCCUGGAACUACCCUAUGGUUUUAAUCGUUUGUGUCCUCCUUUCACUUUUCUUGCAGAAUGCCGCAAAUUGUCCCACGAGUAUCAAAAAUGCAGAGUGGAAGAUCGUUGAGUUGGGGCCGUCAAUCCGCCAAUGUUCCUAUAUGUAAAUUUUGGUUGGCCGGAGAUUGUAGAAGAAAUCCAUGUCGUUUUGCACACCCAAAAAUUGCUGCACCUGUUACUUCUGCUUUGCGCUCGAGUCAGAUGAGAUUUAAACAAUCCCAUAUUCGUCAAAGUCAAAUGAAAGUAAAUAUGAAAGAAGUCAAAAAUAAAGCAAUUGAUAAUUGUGCUAAGAGCCGUGCUAUCCGGUUGAAUCGAUAUGUUUUAAAAAGGUCUGACACCCUGCAAAGGCAGUUGAAAGCUGAUAUUAAAGUAGAACAUGAGGAUGGCAUUGAGCUCAAAAGAAAGAAGAAAGAGCCUUCUGAAAAUAAGAUUAAAGAAAAUGAAAAUGGCAAUGAGCUCAAAAGAAUGCGAAAAGUGCCUUCUGAAAAUAAAGUUGAAGAAUGUGUUCCUGUGGAGAAAAGGAACAAUGUUAGUUCUAGUGAUGUUUGUAAUCUAGUGAGUGAAAAUAUACAAAUGUCCAAGGGUAUUAAAGUUUGUGAGCAAUGGGUAAAAAAGAGUUGUGAUUUUGGUGAACAGCAAUUCCUACAUUCUUGGAGUUAUGGCGAUGGAUUUUCCAUGCUUGCUCAACUUGAGGGCCACUCAGAGGCUGUUACUGGAAUUACUUUGCCAUCAGGCUCUGAUAAGCUUUUCAGUGGUAGUAAAGAUGGGACUGUUAGGGUUUGGAACUGCCAUUCCGGCGAGUGCAUUGCUGUAGCAAAUAUGGGUGCUCCUGUUGAAUGUCUUAUAAGUGAAGGAUCAUGGGUGUUUAUGGGAUUAACUAAUGCUGUUAAGGUACUAAACAUUGAGACAAAUGCGGAAUUCAUCCUUAGUGCACCAGGUGGACAAGUGUAUACCAUGGCUGUUGCUAAUGGAUUGCUGCUCGUUGGAGUUCAUGAUGGUUCAAUACUAGCCUGCAAAUUCAAUCAUGAAACUAGCUCGUUUGAUGUUGUGGCAACACUGAAGGGUCAUACCGGUGCCGUGACUUCGUUGAUUGGUGGGGUUAAAUUUAAAAAUAUGCUUUGUUCUGGUUCAGCGGAUAAAACAAUAAGGGUGUGGGACUUGGACACUAUGCAAUGUACCCACUUACUUGACAAGCAUUCUGAGGUUGUGAUGUCUUUGCGUUUUUGGGAAGAAUAUUUGUUUUCCGGCUCUUUGGACAAGACAUUAAAGAUUUGGGCUUCCACUGAAGCAGGUGUAGUGGACGUAACUUAUGAACGCAAUGAGGAGCAUGGUAAUCUCUCCAUGUGUGUUAUGCAUGACUCAACAAAUAAACCAAUGCUACUAUCCUCAUGCGACGACAACACUGUUUGAUUGUAUGAUCUGCCAUCUUUUGCUGAGAGAGGCAGGAUUUUUGCUAAGCAAGCAGUUUGCUCAAUUCAUGUUGGCCCGGGAGGGCUUUUCUUCACCGGUGAUGGAACCGGUUUGGUGUCCGUGUGGAGAUACUCAAGUGUCCAAGUAGAAUCAUGAGAGAAAUGCAUUAUUAUUAUUAAUACAAAAAAUUUUUUUGAGUAUUCAUCUGUGUAGUGUUAAGAUCACUACUGAAAAGAAUGUGUUCUUGAUGUAAAUUGACUUAACGGAUUCAUAUUCUUAUAGAAGUAAAAUCUCCUCAAUUUUCAUAAUUAUAAUUAAUUGGAUUAGAUUCUUUUUAUAUUCCUUAUCUUCUUGAUUAUAUUUCUUCUAUCAGGCAAUCUUUUGGAAGACCGUCUUUCCUAGAGACAGCUCUUAAGAGCCCAACCCUAUUUGCAUGGUAGUUUAAAAAAAAAUUUCGGCUUUUCAAAUAAAUCAACGCGCUUGAAGAAAUUUGAAGUGUCUAAUUUGAU
Amaranthus tricolor (Joseph's coat) is the source of this 2584-nucleotide messenger RNA. Its product is annotated as zinc finger CCCH domain-containing protein 48-like. The coding region runs from base 684 to 2075 and encodes 463 amino acids. The record is from RefSeq and is a predicted model, not a curated record. Gene Ontology annotation, molecular function: protein binding; metal ion binding. Lineage: Eukaryota; Viridiplantae; Streptophyta; Magnoliopsida; Caryophyllales; Amaranthaceae. The transcript has 8 exons.